AUGGCUAGUAAUGAGGAACCCGUAACUAAAACUAAAAAACCAUCUGAUAGUGCAUUUAAACAGCAGAGAUUACCAGCUUGGCAACCUAUACUAACGGCGGGUACAGUUUUACCUACUUUUUUCGUAAUUGGCAUAGCAUUCAUUCCUAUUGGAGUUGGUCUAUUGUAUUUCUCGGAUGAGGUAAAAGAAAUCGUUGUAGAUUAUACUAAUUGUGAACAAAAAUUACUUAAUAACAAUACAAAAGAAUAUGAUAUAAGUUCUGGAGAAACCUGUGCCAAAAUUAUUGAAAAAAAUUCAAAUGCCGAAUGUCAUUGUGCUGUGGAUUUUGUUCUUCCUGAAGAUAUACCGGGAAGCGUUUAUAUGUAUUAUGGAUUAACUAACUAUUAUCAAAAUCAUAGACGUUAUGUCAAAUCUCGAGAUGACAAUCAAUUAUUAGGACAUUUAGAAUUGACACCAAGCAACGAUUGUAAUCCUUAUCAAAUCGAUAAGAAAACACAAAAACCUUAUGCACCGUGUGGAGCAAUUGCAAAUUCUUUAUUUAAUGAUAACAUAACACUGUACUCAAAAAGUGAUGGAUGGGUACCAUUAUUAAAAACAGGUAUUGCUUGGCCGUCUGAUAAAAACAUUAAAUUUCGUAAUCCUCCAAUCGAACAAGGUGGUAGUUUAGAGGAAGCAUUUAAACCAUUUGCAAAACCACCAAAUUGGAAAAAGAACAUUUGGGAAUUAGAUUUGCAAGAUCCUAAUAAUAAUGGUUUUCAAAAUGAAGAUUUAAUUGUAUGGAUGCGUACGGCUGCGUUACCAACAUUUAGAAAAUUAUACCGUCGAAUUGAUCAUCAUAACUCUAAAUAUCCUGCAUUCCAGGAUGGCCUCCGUAAAGGAAAUUAUACUUUGAAUGUUGAAUAUUCUUAUUCGGUUUCUGGCUUUGAUGGUACCAAACGUAUGAUUUUAUCGAAUACAUCUAUACUUGGUGGUAAAAAUCCGUUUUUGGGGAUUGGUUACAUUGUGGUAGGAUGUCUAUGCCUUUUCUUGGGUGUAUUGCUGUUAUUUGUACACGUUAAAUGUAGUAAAAGCACAACUGAAAUGAUCAAUGUUAGUCCACGCACUCCAUAUUAGAUUCCUCGCAAUUCAAAUAGUAACAUAAAUCUUUUAAAAUGAUUAGUGAUCUCAUUUUGCUUCCUUAUUUGAAAAUAUGUUUAUUUCAUUCAGUCAUGUAAAACGGAAUUAUAUAUACAUCAUCGCAAUCGUAAUAAAAAAUGCAUAAAAUACAAAUUUAUUUAGAACUUUAAAAUUUCAAAUGUUAUAAAACUACCUCUGAUUUGAGAUAUUGAAUUUUAUUUUAAUGCUUUCUAGUAUACUUUUGACAUUUCCUUAUCCGUUAUAUAAAAAUCGGUGUUAAAAAACUUUUUAUCAGAUUUACAAAAGAUGUGCCUUUUUAAGAUAAAUAUACA
This is a messenger RNA of Chrysoperla carnea, 1448 nucleotides long. RefSeq names its product cell cycle control protein 50A (gene CDC50). The transcript is spliced from 7 exons. The record is from RefSeq and is a predicted model, not a curated record. Gene Ontology annotation, cellular component: Golgi apparatus; plasma membrane; endoplasmic reticulum. NCBI's taxonomy places the organism in Eukaryota, Metazoa, Arthropoda, Insecta, Neuroptera, Chrysopidae. The coding region runs from base 1 to 1113 and encodes 370 amino acids.